CAGGACUCACUUAAUUGGAAGGAAAAUAAUUCUAUAAAUUGCAGGAUAUAUUUUGACGAAAGAAAUCAACCCAACAAAUAUCAAAGCUCAAUCUGGAUAUAACUUGCUAGUAUUUAAUUUUUAGAGGGAGAUCAUGAAGAACCAAGUUGUUCUUUUCAUUUGUUUGUUAUUUUUAGUCCAUACCGGAGAAUCAUUGAAGUAUACACUUAUCGGUGAGUUGGAAGUUGCAGCAUCUGCUAAUGAUGUAUGGGCUUUUUUCGCCUCGAACGACGCCCCUAGAAUGUUUGUGCAACUACUUCCAGGAGUGUUUGAUAGAAUAGAGAUUCUUGAAGGCAACGGCGGUGUUGGCAGCGUUCUUCGCGUUGUAUACCCUGCAGGGUCAGUGCCGCUAACAAACUUGGAAAAGUUCGUGACGAUUGAUAAUCGCAGACGUCUCAAGGAGAUACUACAGACUGAAGGAGGAUAUCUGGAUUUGGGUGUAACUUAUUUCAUGGAGAGUUUUCAGAUCAUAAGGAGAGGUGCUAACUCGUGUACCAUAAAAUCCAUGAUAAACUACGAAGUCCCUGAUGAUCUCGCUGCCAAUGUUUCUCCUCUCAUCAGUAUUGAGGGUCUCAUAAACAUGGCUAAAGUUGCUGCCAAAUACAUUAUUGAUAACAAGAAUAAAGCUUCAUCUGUUGCUGAUAUGUAAUUCAUAAUGUUUCCUACAGAAUGAAGUUGCAAGUACCGAAAGUUGUUGAUUGUACUCAUUGGCUUUAUAUGUUAUCCUUUGUAGUAAUUGGUACAUUAUGAAAGGCCUGGCAAUGUGAUAGUUACUUCCUCAUAAGAGAUAUCAGUAAGUUUCAAUACGUUGAUUAGGUAUCAAUAAAUUGCAAUAUGUUACCACAAGACGAGUCAAUAGAACCCAUCUUCUUAUGA
This is a messenger RNA of Papaver somniferum (opium poppy), 915 nucleotides long. RefSeq names its product S-norcoclaurine synthase 2-like. Gene Ontology annotation, biological process: abscisic acid-activated signaling pathway; defense response. The coding region runs from base 134 to 688 and encodes 184 amino acids. Gene Ontology annotation, cellular component: cytoplasm; nucleus. Gene Ontology annotation, molecular function: protein phosphatase inhibitor activity; signaling receptor activity; abscisic acid binding. The transcript has 2 exons. Lineage: Eukaryota; Viridiplantae; Streptophyta; Magnoliopsida; Ranunculales; Papaveraceae. The record is from RefSeq and is a predicted model, not a curated record.